CAAAAUGGCUGUAGAGAAACAGUUGUGAAGAUGUGUCGAUCUACUCACCAAAUUAAUGUGUUGCGUGUUCCAAAUUAGCGACGAGUCCUCUCAUCGAGCCGGAGGACUUUCUGGGAGGUUAGCGGAAGGCUGUGGAAGGUGAAGAGGAGAAAGAAGGGGACUGUGGGUAGUCUUGGGAGAGAGAUGCUGAAGAUUCUUUGGACAAUGUUUCCCAGAUUCUCAUAGUCAUCAGAAAAACAGCUGCUAUAUCAGUGAGUGCCUCUCUAUCGCAGGGAAAUGAGAGACGGCUCCUCCAUCACAUGGCAUACGCUCUGAAGUCUACAUUUACAACUGCUGCCUUUGUUCGACACAGUGCGCGUGAUUCCUGUGAGGUUUUGGAGGAUCUUCGGUGACAGUGUGGCAGGCAUGAAAACCCAAGAGCCCCGUUCCAGCCCUCUGAAAUCACAUACACAGAGUGAGGUACGGCCCCGGUCCCAGACGAAGGUUCUUCAGUUUCGCAGCAUUGCCCCCAAAGCCCCUGCAGUGGUUCCAUCAUCUGCAGUCCUGUCCUGCCAACCUCCCUCAGCCGUUCCAGAAGCAUCCACAGCUGUCAGCCCCAAAUCCAUUCUAGUCCCUGCUCAGAACUAUGCCCUCAUGCAGGUUGCUGGACAAGAGGGGACCUUCUCAUUGGUGGCCUUACCUCACACACAACAGCAACAGCCAAUCCAGAAGAACCUUAAGCUGCCUAUUCCAAGAUACCAACCAGUGAGAAGCAAGAGUGCUCAAGAGAAAUCCAGUUGCAAGACACAGAGUCCUGCCAAGUUUUCGGCUACAACACAGGCUCGAUCAUCUGCUGUAAAAACACAGCAAAGUCCAGACCGAUCAUCUGAGAAGCUUGUUAUGAUUGACACUGCUGCUUCAUCUGAGAUCUGUGUUGUACCCUUACUACCAGGUUCACAGAAGGAUCAAACAGUGGAACAAAAGAUUGAUGCUGGUCUACUCAACAACCUACACUACCCUCCUGGAGCCUCCAAAACCACACUUGAAGUCCCUGUCAAUAAUAUCUCACCGGUUAAAACCCCAAUAGAGGGUCCAGCCUCAGCUGGUGGUGCCAUCACAGUCCUCUCUCCCACUAUCUUCAGUAAAGCUGUUCAGAUCAUUCCAUCGCUACCCAAGGGAAAACUGCCCAUUCUACCUUAUGCCAAGGUGAAGAACUCCCUCCUGGCACCAUCUAGCCUUGCCAGCACCCAGCUCUCAGAGAAGCAGACUGUAAGUGGAGCCAAACCUCCAGACAACAAAGCCAAGACAACAGAAAACAAAGUUAGAAUGGAAAGCCAUGUCCCCAACACCCAAUUUAAGAAACCUCAAGGCAAGAAGCGAGGGAGAAAGAGGAAAACCAUGGAGGAUAUUCUGUCCUUCGAGGCCCGAAAGAAGAGAUCUUUGUCUUUUUUUAGAAGGAGGGUACCUGAGAAACCUCCAACUGGUGUGAGUUCUGCCUCCCAGGAGAAGAUGCUUGACAUAUCAAAAAUGUAUCGAAGUAUUCGUCCCAAGCCAGUACUGGUAAUGGAAACCACUGUUCCACAACUUGUGCCACUUCCUUCCUUGUCAACGCAGGAGAACCCUGAUAAAGAGCUCUCAGUAGGGAAGCACAAAUCAGGAAAACCAUCAGGUGCUACCCAGUCUUCUCAAGCCACUGAUCAGCUGCCUGUAAUAGUUGGUGAAGGUGGUGGAGCAUUUGUUUACGUGGGAAGUCGUCCACUACAUUGCUGUCCUACCUGUAGCAGGUGUUUCCAGUUCAAGCAUCACUUGCAGAGCCACAUGAACAGCCACAGUAACCUUCGGCCCUAUGUCUGCCCUGUGUGCAGGAAAGCUUAUGCUCACUCUGGCAGUCUGAGCACUCAUAUGAAGCUGCACCAUGCAGAAAGCAGACCCAGGAACAGCCUUUGCUGUGAGUUCUGUGAGAAGUUGUUUGGCUAUGUCGGCGUCUACUUCAGCCACUUAAGAGAGGUGCACAGAGUCAUACUUACUGUGGAACCAUCCAUCAGUCAACACGAGGAAAACAUGCCUAUAGAAGAAUCUUCAGAGGCUGAUGAACAGGCCUUAGAACAACAUGUUGACCCAGUCGAGCUACAGAUUAAGUGUGGCCGCUGCCAGGCCAUCACACCUACCUUUGCUGACAUGAAGCUGCACUUGCUCUACGUGCACGGUGAGGAGGUCCAGGUGCAACUGAGGGAGGGAGCUAUGUGCAGAGGUCGUGAAGCAGAAGAUGAACUGGUCAAACAUGCGGCACAUUACUGGAGGCAGCUUAAAGAGAAACGCAGCCGAGUGCACUGCGGCACCUGCGAUGAGGAGUUCUUCUCAUUUUCCAAGUUCAAGCGGCACCUCCCCUCUCACCAUCAAGGAGCCAGAGAGAGUCAAAAAGAGGAGGAAGUGGAUGGGUUAGUGGAGAAGAAGGACCGUGUAUUAAAGGGUUUCAGUAAAGCUGUAACGUUGAGGGUGGGGUCCAAUUUUAACUGCAUCCUUUGCAGUAAGGUGUUCAACAAGAAACUGGAAGUUAUGGAGCAUUGGGGGGCACAGCACAAUUGUGAAAACCCCACCUUUCUAUGGGAUGUCCUGGACUUCAAGGGGAAGAACAUGCCUACUGAUGGGCCAAAUUAACUGCAAAUGGGUAAUUUAUUAUUUUCUCGAUGCAGUUAGGUGAAUGCAAAAACAAUCCACUAAUAGACUCACUCAGUAUUAUAUUUUCAGUGUUGUCUUUUGCACUGUUUUUUUAUUUUAUUAUUAUUUAUAACCUCGUUGUUUUGUAAUGCUUGAAUUUUUAAUGUUUAUUUGUUUGUUUGAUAAUUUUAUUUUAUUUUAUUUUGAGUUUUUAUGUAUAGCAGCAUGGAAUACUGACAUAAAACUCAAAUCUCCAAAAUUCAUUCACAAACAUUAUGAUGGCCCAGGUGCAGAGGUAAGAUAAAUGCCAGCAAAUGAGAGACCCAAGGAUGAUAAUCACAAUGUAAGGUUUGUGGAAAUGUUUUGUGUAAGUGCUUCAGUUGUGUGAAUUAUGUGAAAUAGACUUUAAAAAAAAAAAUGCAGGCUCAUCAAAAACACUUCGUCACUCAAACAAAUUGAAAAUUUGCAAUACACUGAAUACAAAUGGAGCAUGAUUAGAAUGCUUGAAAUAACAUUUGAAGUAACAACAAAUUAUCAGUGACAUUUCACAAACACAUACAUAAUCACACAAUUUCAGUCCUUAUUCCACAACUAAAAUAAAUGCUGCCAGAAAAUCUCUGCCAAGAGUAAUUUGUCUUAGGCAGAGAGAUCCACAAAUAAGGAUUAAAAAAUAUCCCUAAAAAAGAAAGGAAAAUCCUUAACUAUUAGGUCUAGUAUGAAUGUGUGUUUUAUGAAUGUUAAGAGUUGUGUUUUUGGAUGGAAAUGUAUGUUUUAAAAUAUUUCUUUCCUUGGUGAAAUGAAUUGUGGUGAUUUAUUUAAAUUAUCAGUCUGUUGAAACAUACAAAUUAUAUAAAAUAUAUAUAACAGGGUAAUGGAAUGUUUAAAAAAAGAAUUAGUUAUAUAUGUGUACUUGUAUAGAUAGAUAGAUAGAUUAAUAUAUAUAUAUAUAUAUAUAUAUAUAUAUAUAUAUAUAUAUAUAUUAAUCUAAAUAUAUUUAGCUGUAUAUUGAGAAUAUAUAUUUACACAGAAGACAGUGAUCUUGCCCUGCUGAAUUCUCAUGAGAAAUGAGCAAUUAAAAUAACUGAACCAUUUUAAUAACGUACUAGCAUAAAUGUAGCUGCAACUGUUCUGUAAACCAUCAUCUGCUUGAACAGGUGCUGUGUUAAACCAAGAACUGAUGAUGUUCACUAACAUUCAUGUUCUUUAAAAGGUACAAAAUAACUCGAAAUCCCAAAGUACCAUUUAUGUUUGCUUUUCAAAGUUGAAUUCUGACAGAUAAUUUAAAGUUAAUAAUGUUGAUCUUGAAUAUCAGUAAUCAAAGAGAAGGGACAACUGCUGUUUGUCUGGUCUGAAAAACCCAUUAAAUGUUUUGAUUGUGGAUCUUGUCUUUGGUGGAUUUUUCCAGACUUAAAUCUGAUUUUCAUUUAAAAAGAAAAUUAAAUGAAAUAUUUUUAAAGUGGUGAUUUUUAUGGAUAAAAACAUUUAAGCCAUUUUAGAUGCUGUACUUAGCAUAUUCUUCAAUAUUCUAAGCCAUUAGAGUAAUGCCACAGCUGUCUGAUUGUUUGGCAUAGGAACAUUUUAGCAUUUCCUGUUCUGAAGAUGAUCUUUUCCCUGCCACUGUGAUAAAGUUGUCUGCGGCUUUGGCUAAAGUAAGCCCACAGUAGCAUCUGUGCUAGAAAGAACAUCCCUAAACCAUAGAUUAUUGGUGCCUAAAUAAAGACAAAUUGAACUAAAAUAAUAUUUGGUGU
Myxocyprinus asiaticus (Chinese sucker) is the source of this 4385-nucleotide messenger RNA. RefSeq names its product zinc finger protein 438-like. The coding region runs from base 406 to 2637 and encodes 743 amino acids. Lineage: Eukaryota; Metazoa; Chordata; Actinopteri; Cypriniformes; Catostomidae. The transcript has 6 exons. Gene Ontology annotation, cellular component: nucleus. The record is from RefSeq and is a predicted model, not a curated record.